Messenger RNA from Rotaria sordida, 1059 nucleotides. Lineage: Eukaryota; Metazoa; Rotifera; Eurotatoria; Philodinida; Philodinidae. The record is from the annotation of a GenBank genome assembly.
AUGGCAAAUAAUGAAAAUCUUCCUGCAUGGUUUUGGUGGGCUGUAAUUGGUGGUGGAAUAGCUAUAUUACUUCUUAUUAUUCUUUUACCCAUUUCAUUUUCAUAUCUUGAUUAUUAUCAUUAUGGUUUUCUACGUCGACAUUCAACAGGACGUGUUAAACUUGAUCGUGUUUAUGAAGGUGGACGAUAUUUAGUUGGACCAGAUCAUCAUUUUAAAAAAUUUAAAGCUACAGCACAUAAUGUAAAUUUUAAUCGUAUAUCAGUUUUUACAACUGAUAAUUUAGAAGUUCAUUUGACUAUUACAUUUCAAUUUUUUUUAAUAAAAGAAGAUCUUCCAUUACUUCAUACAGCAUAUGAUAUUUAUUAUGAGCCAAUAAUUGUAUCAAAUGCUAAAGAAGCUAUUAUAUCGACUUGUUCUCGUUUUGAUACAGAUGAAUUUAUAAAUGAUCGAGAAAAAAUUUGGCGAGAAAUAUAUCUUGGUGUUAAACGUCAAUUAGGUGGAUCUUGUUGUAUUCCAAAAUGUAAACUUAAUUGUAAAAACUGUCCAAUACAUGAACAAUGUGUUGUUGCUUGUAAACCACGUGAAAAAGAUUGUACAAAAGAAGAAAAAGGUUUUUUUGCUGAAGUACGAUAUCUUCAAUUACAUGAUAUUGAUGUACCUGAACGUGUUAUGGAACGACGAUUACUUGGUUUAGUUCGUGAUUUAGAAAAAGAACGAGAAGAAUAUAUUAAUCAAGAAGCUCUUGUUAAAAAACAAACUGAUAUAUUAGUUAAUCAAUAUCGUAAUAAUGCAACACAAUCUGUUGCCUUUUCUGACGCACAAGCACAAUUAAAACGUGAACGUGCUAAAGCUGAUGCACUUAAACGUGUUGAAAUAGCUCGUAUUGAAGGUUUAACGUCAAUGUGUUCAACAUUAGGUAUACAAGAACCGAAACAUAUUAGUACACUUCAAUAUUUACGCACAUUAAAAGAUUCAUCAGAUAAUAUUAAAUAUUCAAUUGAUUUUUCUCAUGCUAUAGCACAACAACAACAACAACAAAAGUUACCUGCAGCAGCAUAA